This is a messenger RNA of Candidula unifasciata, 1022 nucleotides long. The record is from the annotation of a GenBank genome assembly. NCBI's taxonomy places the organism in Eukaryota, Metazoa, Mollusca, Gastropoda, Stylommatophora, Geomitridae.
AUGGAGACCCCUGUGACACCUCCACACCUACAUGCCACUAAAGAUGACACUUUCAACAGAACUGUGAACGUCAACGGACUCCAAUCAAAUAAUGUCACCCAGGUGAAUCUGUCACUCGUCUUGUCCUCGCAAAAUGCUUCUAGUAUCGGACACAUCGGCCAAAUGACUGAACGAAAGACCACGUCUAAUGGUUCAGCAAGUAGUUCAUUUGGACAACAGGGGUUUGCCACCAAAGAAAUAGCCACAAAUACCCCCAAGUCUACCCAGUGUCGCGUUGAUCCUCAACCAGCUGGAAGUACACCCACAGCCAUUCACAAUAAAGAAGUCAGUAGCUCUUCAACAUUCAACAUUGAGGUUAAGUGUGUCAUUCGAUCUGACUACGCAAUGCAUAACUGUGACUAUGAUUCUACAGAAACGUUCCAGUCCGACCCUUCUGCAACUUCACCAAUAGAAGACGUGAGCAGUGUUUCAUACUCACGAAACAUUCUUUUGAACAACCAUGACGCGAGGAAAUAUGACCAAACCAGACCAGAAGGUACUGAAACUUUCUAUUCCCAGCGUAGUUUUCCACUUUCGAUCACUCAAAACCCUAUAGAAUGUGGUGUUCAGGAUAAAACAGAAGUACAGUCCUCAGAAGUAAAGUCAACAACUCAUGGGGCAUUACGGGAUCAAUUUCUACCACAGAAUGUGGUUUCAUCGUCUGCAAAGAUUCAGUGUCAUGAGGUCACCAUUUCAAAACAAAGCCGAGAGCAUCUUUCUCCAGAACAUACUACAUCUGACAUCUCUAGAGAAGCAUCAACUACAACGGAAGCCCCAGAAUCUCCAAUGUCGAGCUCAGACGUGACCAGUCCAGUUUCUCCCGUGAGCAUGUGGUCAACUUCUGGUGGCGACUUCAGUCCAGGAAUUGUGUCUACGCACUCCGAGGAUGUCUUCAGCGAGUUGACAACUGACCAGCUGCCGUCUCCUGCCCAGAAAUCGUCAUCCUACUGUGCAAGUAAGUUGAGUCAUGCUCAUAUAAAAAU